This is a messenger RNA of Cutaneotrichosporon oleaginosum, 1360 nucleotides long. RefSeq lists its product as uncharacterized. Lineage: Eukaryota; Fungi; Basidiomycota; Tremellomycetes; Trichosporonales; Trichosporonaceae. The record is from RefSeq and is a predicted model, not a curated record.
CAAAUCCUUUACCUCACGCGCUCUGAAUUCAGCGUCUCUCCCAAUCCCUUCGAGCAACGCUUUCCCCAUCAAGUCGAUGCCCGCCGCAAGACCCCCGCAGAGUAAGCCAGCGUACCCCAAUCCCGCACCGUAUCAUGCUCAGAAGCGGCGUGACCGGCGGAUGUUGUUGGGCCGCACCAACUUGCCCGCACCCAUCGAUGCGGCCAUGUUUCCGCACAUCCUUGAUCGGAUAAUCUGCCUAGCCCCGCAUGCCUCUCUCCUCGCACUGCGAGGCGUGAGCCGCGCCCUCCGCGAGCGCGUCGACGCCCAACUGGCGGAGCACCUCGUCCUCCGCUCGCCGAAGUCGCACCGCUACGACGGAGUGUAUAUCCACACGCGCGGCCAGCCCUCUCGUCCGCAUGCGCCUGUCGGCACCGACAUUGCGCUCCCCGGCUUCGCGUUCUACCCCGGUAACGUACGGCAUACCUACUCUGCCGCUGUGGAGGAGCGUGAAAGCCGGCACCUGCGGACGCGCCGAGGCCCGCGCUCACUUGCGGCGCGGCUUCUCUGUGCAGCCGAGGGCGCCGCGGAAGAAGCGGGCCGGAGUGCACACGCAGCUGGGGCAGUCGAGUGGUGCCAUGCGGCUCUCGUGCACACCCACACGCUCGACCUGGUCGGAUUCAGGAUCGAAAACGCCCUGUGGCUGGUCGAUAUGCAGAAACACAUGCCCAACCUCAAGGUCGUGCGAGUCGCACGCAGCGUCGGCUUUCACCUCACCGGCCUGUCAGUGCCGGACUCACAGCACCUCAUCCUGUCUGUUGAUACCUGGGACUCUCAAAAGCACCUACCCGUCCACGUGACUAACUCUAUCCACACGGCAACGAUAUUCGUCAAUGUGCACGCAGGCCGCUACUACCACUGUCCCGAGCCUGCCGUUAAUUCCAUCCACUUUCGCCGUGGGCAAGACACCACCGUCGUAUUUCGAGCCAUACGUGCGGAUCAGACGCCAUACGACCCUGGGGAAGUCUGCAGUGUCCUGAGCUGGAGACAUGGACUCGUAGGCAUGGGCGAUGGUGGGCGAGUCACGUUUGUCAACGUAUCGGAAGAAACACAUCGGGCACUUGGGAUCGUCCCAUCUGAUGAGGAUGUCCCCGAUAAAUAUCAUUCGGCAUUCAUGCGCAUGCUCGAGACCAGCCAAGCCGGUAGACUACAACGUUCCUCGGUCGAUGUUGCUGAUAUCGUGCGAAGCUGUGUGCGCUUGCUAGGCAUGGAUGAGUGGAUGGCUGAGGCUUCAGAGCAUGACCGAGAGGCUUGCCUGAGUUUUUGGUAGCUUCAAACAGCAGCAGCAGAAUGAGGGAAUGCAAUUGAAUACGGUCUCCAU